AUGAGGCUGGACCGGGGUUUCCAUGCAUUCACUUCACAUCCGAUAUCUGGCGAUCGAGUGCUCACAUGUGCUCUCAAUGACGAGUCUUAUGUCGAUGAAGACAUCGGUUCUCCCUUUUGGGGGCAAUCGGUGGCCGGAUUCGCAGCAAAACGGGUGACCAAAAUGGCGGCCAUUUUGUUGGGAACGGCACUCAAACCACGUUGUCUUCCGGACACGUGCUUUGAGUCUUUGAGCUAUCUUUAGAUGACGAGUCUUAUCGAUGAAAACCAUUUAAUGGUUGGAUUCACUUAAAUGCAGACCAAUCGAGGCAUUUGUCUGAAACUCCAUUUAUAUUUCAUUUGAAAUCUUAAGCCAUUAUCUCUUCUAAUGAUUGAUUUUAUUGUAUAGUUUUGGAUG
Molecule: messenger RNA, 396 nt
Organism: Medioppia subpectinata
Lineage: Eukaryota; Metazoa; Arthropoda; Arachnida; Sarcoptiformes; Oppiidae
Source: the annotation of a GenBank genome assembly